This is a messenger RNA of Salvia miltiorrhiza (redroot sage), 756 nucleotides long. RefSeq names its product GDSL esterase/lipase At3g62280-like. Lineage: Eukaryota; Viridiplantae; Streptophyta; Magnoliopsida; Lamiales; Lamiaceae. Bases 1 to 756 code for a protein of 251 amino acids. Gene Ontology annotation, molecular function: hydrolase activity, acting on ester bonds. The record is from RefSeq and is a predicted model, not a curated record. The transcript is spliced from 4 exons.
AUGAAAUCAAUUUCUCUCUGUCUGCGAAGACUCAGCCUAGAGUAUCUCAAUACGGCGACGGCGGCCGCUUGCAGCAACGAACCACUAAUAUUCAACUUCGGAGAUUCCAACAGCGACACAGGCGGCGCUUCUGUUCUUGGAGGGAAGCCGCUCGAGUUCCCGGAGGGGCGAACAUUCUUUCACGAGCCAACCGGCCGUGUAAGCAAUGGUCGCCUCAUCCUCGACUUUUUAUGCGAGAGUCUGGAGACGAAGUUCUUGACCCCAUAUCUGGAGCUCUUCACUCCGGAUUUCUCAAACGGCGUCAACUUCGCCUUGGCCGGCGCCGACUCCCGCGUGGGAAUAAGCAUCCCUCCAAAUGCGUUCACGCUGGGCAACCAAUUUGCCGAACUCAGUCGCUUCCAAAACGUCUCCAUUCGCCGUGGCUCUCUUGAUGCAGGGCAGGUGAAAUCUGCUCUCUUCAUGUUGGAUAUCGGCCAAAACGAUCUCCAAUUCGACAGCGAUAACCUAACUCCCCAAGAAGUGCUCGAGAGAGUCCCCAUAGUCGCCUCCAACAUUAGGGAUACUAUGCAGAAGCUAUACCAGCUGGGUGGGAGAAAUUUCUGGGUGCACAACACGGGGCCGUUGGGCUGUUUGCCUUCCAACGUAGCCCGCAUAAAUGCAUCCACGGCGGUCGACGAGUACGGCUGCGUUUCCGACAGGAACAAAGCAGCUGCCGCCUUCAACUUGUUGAGUAUCGACCCUCGUCGUCGUUGUUGA